AUUGGACAUGGAAAGGCAUAUAUAAACUCGCGAAAGAGGGAGCUGUUGUGUCUGUCCGACUGUACGGAUAUGGAGACUCAGUCUUUGCAGGACUUCCAGGAUUUAUGCAAUUUUGAAAGUUUUAAGAGUUUCUGGCACUAUUAUGGUUACGGCGUUGAUCAACAAGAACUGAUCGAUCGGGAAUUUAAACGGAUUAAAGGUGUUACAUACCUUGAUCAUGCAGGGACAACACUAUUUCCUGAAUCUCAGAUUAAAGGAUUUUAUGAUGAUAUAUCCAGGAAUGUUUAUGGCAAUCCUCACAGUCAUAAUCCCAGCAGUAGACUGACACAUGACACUGUGGAAAGUGUCAGAUACAGGAUACUGGAACAUUUUAAUACAUGUCCUGAAGAGUACUCAGUGAUUUUCACAUCAGGAUGUACCGCAGCACUGAAAUUAGUGGCUGACACUUUCCCCUGGAAGGCCGCUUCAAAUGAGGGGCCAGGAAGUCAGUUCUGCUACCUCACUGACAAUCACACCUCUGUGGUGGGCAUUCGCAGUGUGACCUCACUCCAGGGAGUUGGCAGAGUUUCUGUUCUACCUCAUGAAGUGGAAACGAGAGCGAAAAAGCCCCCGACACAGACAAAUGGAGAAGAGGAGUGCUCUGUGCCUCAUCUUUUCUGUUAUCCUGCCCAGAGUAACUUCUCAGGCAGAAAGUAUCCUCUGAGCUAUGUGAAGGGAAUUCAGUCUCAGCAGCUCUAUCCAGCAUGUGAGCACCGUGGUCGAUGGUUUGUUCUGCUCGACGCUGCCUGUUUUGUAAGCUGCUCACCUCUGGAUCUAAGCCAAUAUCCCGCUGAUUUUGUGCCAAUAUCUUUCUACAAAAUGUUCGGCUUCCCAACUGGACUCGGAGCCUUACUGGUGAAGAAUGAGGCUGCUGAGAUCUUAAGAAAAACUUACUUUGGAGGAGGGACAGCAGCGGCUUAUCUUGUAGCUGAGAAUUUUUUUGUACCAAAGCCAAAUGUAGUCAGCAGGUUUGAGGAUGGCACAGUCUCCUUCCUUGACAUAAUUUCUCUCCAUCAUGGCUUUGAAACACUUCGGAAACUUACAGGCAGUAUGCUGAACAUUCAGCUUCACACAUUUGGUUUAGCUCGCUACACCUACAUUGUCCUCUCGUGUCUGUGUCAUGACAAUGGAAAACCUGUGGCACAGAUCCACUGUGAUAACGACUUUCAUAAUAUUGCUGAACAGGGUGCAAUCCUCAACUUUAGCCUUCUGGAUUGUCAUGGACAAACAGUGGGAUAUUCUCAGGUGGACAAAAUGGCCAGUCUCUUCAACAUUCAUAUUCGGACAGGCUGUUUCUGCAACACGGGAGCCUGCCAACAUUAUCUGGCUAUCAGCAACCAAAAUGUGAAGAGUAAUUUGCAUGCUGGUCACAUCUGUGGAGACAACAUUGAUCUGAUUGAGGGACGUCCCACAGGAUCCAUCCGUGUGUCUUUUGGAUACAUGUCUAGUUUUGAGGACUGUCAGAACUUUCUUCGGUUUGUUGUGAACUGUUUUGUGCACAAACCACUAAUCUUGGACCAAGAGAGACUAACCAAGCUCAAGUCAGCUAAACCGAUGGAGUCAGUGGAAUCUUAUGACGUACCAUCAAUACCAAAUGGUCAUCUAGGGCAUGAGAAUGGACAUGUUAACAUUCCUUCACCUGAGAGAAUAACACCAUCUGAAAACACUGUGUCAGAAGAAGGAAAGAACAAUGGCAGUCGCCACACACUAACCAAUCUCUUUAUUUAUCCUGUCAAGUCAUGCGGAUCAUUUGAGGUGACAGAGUGGCCACUGGGACCACAGGGUUUGUUGUAUGACCGUUUGUGGAUGGUUGUGAAUGAGAAUGGAGUUUGUCUGAGCCAGAAAAGGGAGCCAAAGCUGUGUCUCAUCCAUCCUGUCAUCUGUCUGGCCUCUAACACGCUGCAGCUGCAGGUCUCAGGCAUGGAGGCAGUCACUGUUCCCUUGGAGACCAGUCUAGCAAAUUCAGAUCUAAGAACAUCCCAGAGCAAAGUUUGUGGUGACAGGGUACAGACAGUGGAUUGUGGGGAGGAAGUUUCAGCCUGGCUUUCUGAGUUUCUAGGAAAACCUUGUCGUCUUAUAAGACAGAGGCCUGAAUUCCUGCGUGAUAUGAAAUUUGGACGAGGAAAAGCAGGGGACUGUGGCCCCACUGCUCUCUCUCUGGUGAAUGAGGCUCAGUUUCUGCUUAUUAACAGAGCCAGCGUGUCGUUUCUGCAAGAACACAUUGCCAGCAGACAUGAUAGUGAGAAUGAAGGAACAUGGCAUGACAUGGAGCAGCUCAUUCAGCGUUUUAGGGCAAAUCUGGUCAUCUCAGGACAGGAGGCGUUUGCAGAGGACGACUGGUCUCACUUGACAGUAGGAGACACACAGUUUCAGGUGAUUGGGAGAUGUGGCCGCUGUCAGGUGAUUGGAAUUGAUCAAAAAUCAGCCACUAGGACACAGGAACCCCUACGGUCUCUUUCUGAAUGCAGAAGUGGGAAGGUGACUUUUGGUGUUUACUUGGCUCACCAGUCAGCAAGGAACACCACUGCUGUUCCCGUCUUAUCCGUAGGGGCCUGUGUUAUUCCACAAAUUUCAGAAUCUACUGAUAAACCUUAGAAUUUUUUUGUGCUAACAGUCACAUUUUACUUAAAUGAAUGUAUUUUAUGUGAUUUGUAUUAAUAAUAUGUAAAUGUCAAUAUUUAAUACACUUUGAACAGACUGCAUACAUCUUGUGUAUUCACUUUAAAAUAUAUUACUGUUUUGUGUCUUGUAAAUAUGCUCUUUAGCUCUAGGAGCUAAAAAAAUCCACUAUUACAGCAUUUUCUUAGAUAACACGUCAUGUUAGACUUUCAUCACUGUUGUGAUUUCUUGAGGAAGUACACAUUUUCUUCUACUGAACAUUUCCUCAAUAUAAUUAUCAUACAAUCUCCUUGCAGAGGAUGUAGCAAUGAUUGCCUAUUUAAAAUAGGCCUGAAAUGGAUGUGGUCUGUCACAUGUUUAGCAAAUAUUUAAACUAAUUAAUCACCGCCAUAGGGUACAUGUAGGAAGUAACGCUGUGAAAUUAUGUAAAGAGGAAAUAACAAUGGCACAUAGUCAAAGAAACACUGGACUGGAGAAAAAAAGGAUCAUCAAAAAUGCUGAAAAUGUUUUUACACAACUUUUUUUUAACACUGAUAAUGAAUGAUUUCUUAAGGAUCAUGUGACACUGAUAAUUGGAGUAAUGAUGUGCACACACACACACACACACAUUAUAUAUACACUGCCAGUCAAACGUUUUUUAAAAAAGUAACAUUUUUAAUAUUUUUAAAGUCUCUUCUGCUCACCAGCCCUGCAUUUAUAGGAUGCAAAGUACAGCAAAAAAUUGAAAUAUUGUACUAUUUAAAAUAACUGCUUUUUCAUUUGAAUAUAUUUGAAAAUGUUAUUUAUCCCUGUGAUUACAACGUUGAAUUUUUAGCAUCAUUACUCCAGUCACAUGAUCCUUCAGAAAUCAUUCUAAUAUUCUGAUUUGCUGCUCAUUUAUUAUAAUUAAUAUUAUUAUUAUGUUGUUGUAGCUGAGUAGAUUUUUUCAUCAGGUUUCUUUGAUGAAUAAAAAGUUUAGAAAAUCAGCAUCUGAAAUGGAAAUCUUUUGUAACAUUAUAAAUCUCUUUAUCAUCACUUUUGAUCAAUUUAAAGCAUCCUUGCUAAAGAAAAGUAUUAAUUUCUAUAAUUUCUCCCCUACUGACUCCAAGCUUUUGAAUGGUAAAGUGUAUAAUGUUACAAAAGCUUUUUAUUUCAGAUAAAUGCUGAUCUUUGGAUCUUUUUAUUCAUCAAAGAAUCCUAAAAAAUGUACUCAACUGUUUUAAAUAUUGAUAAUAAUAAUAAUAAUGUUUCUUGAGCAGCAAAUCAUCAUAUGAUUUCUGAAGGUUCAUGUGACAAUGAAGACUGGAGUAAUGAUGAUAAAAUUUAGCUUUGAUCACAGGAAUAUUUACAGAGUUUUUCUUGUGUUAUCUAAUUUAGUAAAAUGUGUCGUUCAUCAGUUAAUAAUGUAGAAAGGGUACGCACAAUAAGCAAGGCUUCAGCCUACACCUUUUUCGCUAACUUGAAAUAUUGUUUUU
This is a messenger RNA of Labeo rohita (rohu), 4112 nucleotides long. It is a transcript of the gene mocos, whose product is annotated as molybdenum cofactor sulfurase. Gene Ontology annotation, biological process: Mo-molybdopterin cofactor biosynthetic process. NCBI's taxonomy places the organism in Eukaryota, Metazoa, Chordata, Actinopteri, Cypriniformes, Cyprinidae. Gene Ontology annotation, molecular function: molybdenum ion binding; pyridoxal phosphate binding; molybdenum cofactor sulfurtransferase activity. The transcript is spliced from 15 exons. The record is from RefSeq and is a predicted model, not a curated record. The coding region runs from base 70 to 2634 and encodes 854 amino acids.